This is a messenger RNA of Macrosteles quadrilineatus (aster leafhopper), 2696 nucleotides long. RefSeq names its product origin recognition complex subunit 3 (gene Orc3). The coding region runs from base 213 to 2324 and encodes 703 amino acids. Gene Ontology annotation, cellular component: nuclear origin of replication recognition complex; nuclear pre-replicative complex; DNA replication preinitiation complex. The transcript has 16 exons. NCBI's taxonomy places the organism in Eukaryota, Metazoa, Arthropoda, Insecta, Hemiptera, Cicadellidae. The record is from RefSeq and is a predicted model, not a curated record. Gene Ontology annotation, biological process: DNA replication; DNA replication initiation. Gene Ontology annotation, molecular function: DNA replication origin binding.
GAUGGUUCAACUUCAAAUUUGUCAACAUUAAAUAAACGUAAAUUCCGUUGAUUUAGUGAGUGUUUGUGACAGUUAUUAAGAUUUAUACAUAUUCAAAUUGAAAAUGUUGUUCUACAAGUGAAAGAAGGUUUGAGUUUUAAGCUCCAGUAAAUUCGUGCACUAAUAGAAUAGGCUGUCUAAGAAUCAGGAUAGACUUUAUUUUGCCUAUUGGAAUGGAAUCAACGACUUCACUCUCCAAGGGUUGUUUUGUAUUUGCACCAAAAUCCUCAAAGACGAAGAGAAAGAAACGAAGUGAAGUUAAAGAUGAAUUUGAUGAGUACAACAGCAUAUCACAAGUGGCCCAGUUUACAGAGAUCAUAAGCGCAAUCGAAAAACAACUUAAGGAAAUCAAUACAAAUGCUUCAGAUGAAGUACUGCAAGAGUUGGUUCAGUUUGUAUCAAAGUGUCCCAACUCUGAUUUCGCUAUUCCUACUGCUGUACUUCUUACAGGUGUGAAUUUACCAGACCACCGAGUCCUUUUUCAAGCUCUUGCUGAUCGUUUGCACAAAGAGACGACCAAACAUGUCGCAGUGUUGCUGUCAAGCGAAUGCACCAAUGUCAAGAACACCAUUGAACAGUUUACUUCACAGUUUCUAAAACAAUCUACAACUUCAAUAGAUUUCCAGAUGGACAUCGAUGACAGUGAUAGUGAAGAAGAAGACGUGUUCGAUGAUGUAAAACGAUCACAGUGCACGAUGCCUAAUUUAGUGAGUUGGUACGAGGAGUUGACACCUCAAAAUGAUAGUCCAAGAAAAAAGACAAAUAACAUUCCUCGAGAAAAACUAGUCAUCAUUGUUCCUGAUUUUGAAAGCUUCUCGACUAAAGUGCUGCAAGAUGUUAUCCUAAUAUUAAGUGGCUACCUAGAUAGACUACCCAUAGUGUUGGUGUUUGGAGUGGCCACUUCAGUCAAGGCACUACAGAGUUCCCUGCCUCAUAGGAUCACAUCCCGGAUGGAUGUUCGCAUGUUCCAGUCUAAACAAUCGGUCCACUUCCUCAACAAAACUGUAAACGAGGUUUUACUGUCCUGGCAAAAUUCAAGAACAUACCCAUUUCUUCUUGGACCCAAGAUGUUUAAAUUACUGACUGAUGUUUUUAUUUUUUACGAUUUCUCUGUUCAUGGCUUUGUGCAGGGUGUUAAGUACUGUCUGAUGGAACAUUUCUACAACAAUCCUCUGGCCCGAUUGUGCUGCUCUCGUGAAGACUUGGCAGAAGUGGUUGACGAACUUAAAAAUGAAGAUUUAGAACAACAUUUCGGAAACAAUAAGCAGUUUCAGGCAUAUGUAGAAAAGCUUCCGAUGCAACGGAUGGAGAAAAUACUCAGUUUCACUAACAAGGGAAAGUACUUCAAGGAGCUCGUGUUGGAAAUGAUGAACAAUUUACACAUACACAAAGACAAUCUGUUGGUAGCAGUUUGGCUGCUUCAUACACUAGUUCAUGAUCUGCCUGAGGCACCAUUAGGAAAACAGGUUCGUGAAGUCUACAUUGAAGCAAUGUCUGGACCAACUUUAGAGCAUCCAAAGUUCCAAAGGUGUUUUGAACUUCUAAAUCUAAUGUCAAAGCAAGAUCUCGUCCAAAAGUUGACUGAAAUUCUGGAUAUACUUAAGGAAUCAGAGUGUCUCCAAGUAGAGAGGAAUAAGUUAACAGAGCUGUUGAAACUACUUAAGUCUGCUGGUGAAACUUUAAAGAGCCCGACAGCUAGUCCAUCUAAAAAACCAAUAACAAUGGACACUUUUAACAGGAGUGAUAGGGCAACAUUUUACAUGCCACUGCUCAAAAAAAAUGUCCGGGAAGAAAAUGAGUUUGAGAAAGCUCGGUCCAAUCUGUUGUCGUAUCUGAAGGAAGUUUUUAAAACCUAUUUGAUCUCACCAACCACCCUGCCAUUGCAUGAGGCAGUUUUGAUUGACAAUGUGUCAGCUAAAAGACAUAUUAUUGGAGCUCCAAGGGCUGCCUUGCACACUGCACUCAACAAUCCCCAUCAUUACUUGCAGUGUGAAUGUUGCAAGAUAUCGAACAACAGUGAGAUCCUCUCGACGAUGCCAGACAUCUGUAUUGCUUACAAACUUCAUUUAGAAAGUGGAGCUCUGAUCAACAUGUAUGAUUGGUUGCAGUCAUUCGUAACCAUUGUCUCCCCUGGCGAAGAAGACAGGGACGAAAGGAAAGUGGAUCCAGCCAUUCAAGCUCGCUUCACAAGAGCUGUCACUGAACUUCAAUUCCUCGGCUUUAUCAAGGGCUCCAAGAAGAAGACUGACCACGUAGCCAGACUUACCUGGGGCGGAACGUGUUGAACAGACAAUUUAGUUAAAAUGUUUGUUUUAUAAUGUUGAACUGGCAAUGUUGUGUCAUUGUAAUGGUAUUAACUUUCAUUUAGUUUGAGGAAAACUUUGAAUGUGAAUAUAUUAAGAAUACGAUGAUACAAACUAUGGCGAUUGUGGAUCAUCUCAAAAUUGCUGCGAUUCUAGGUUAAACAACUUUGUUUAUCUAUUACCAUCAACAACAACAAGUAACUAAUAUUGAUUUUUACUUUUUCUCCCUAUGCACAGUAUAUAAAGAAAGUAUUGUUUUAGUCAACAUUUUUAGAGUUUGAGAUUUUGUUGGAUAUAUCCAGUUUGGGUCCUCUUGAACCCAAAAAAGUGGUUUUCGAACAUAUGUACUUACCU